AUGACAUUCCGUCCCCCAUCCCCUUCAGCCCAGUCAUCGAUUGCUUCUGGCACCGAAAAGUCUUCCGCUGUGAGGUCCUCGAGAUCCCAACACUCAGUCUGGGGUGCUCCGAGCUCACAUUCGGGUCAGCGUCGCGGCUUGACUCCGCUUUCGACUACCAACAUAUCGUCUUCGACCGCCCCUCCUCUCUCAUCUCCCUUUUCAGGCAUUCUUAGCUCGAGCAUUCGCUCCACUCGAAAACCUCCGUCUCCAGCUACAACUCCGUCAGCUUUUAACUUUCAACAUCCUGGCUCGCAGCCACUGUCGCAUACUGCACAUUCUCUGUCUUCUCCCCCGAAGUCCAGAGCUAUCACUCCCUCUGCGGGCGCUCAUCUGGCUUACUCUGCCAGUAACGCCUUAGGAGGAGGAGGAAGCGGGGGAGGCGGUGGAUUGGGAUCUUCACGAGGUGUCAACUUCUCUCCGCUACUCUCAGGUCCGACGGUGAACUCCCCUACUGGAUUUGCAUCGGACAAGCCAGGCUCUGCCGUGAGCUCGAGUCAAUCGUCUCUUACAAAAAUAUCUAUCGCUCAAGUCUUUCUGCUUCUGGACUCCAUUACAGAAAAAGAAGGAAAGGAAAAGUGGGAAGUUAAAGCGGCGCAGAUUUAUAAACUUGUCGAAUCCAACGGUAUGGAGGUGUUUUCAAAAUACUUUCGCCGCCUUCUCACAGGUAACGCGCCUCAAAUCUUUCCUGGAAUCAACAAGGUUGUUGAAAAUGCGGGGAAUUAUCCACUCCUCGUCCAAGAGAUGCAAAAGGUAUCUCAAGACUUAGAUCAGGCGCAGAAGAUUGCAGAAACCAUCGAUACCUCAGAAGGCGAUAUCUUCCGUGACUUUGAUCUCUCAACAUUCCUUGACCAUUUCAAGCUUGAUGCAAUUGUCAAAGUGUCCCUUGCUUUAGCUUUCAAAUUUGCAAGCAGAUCGGAUUUACGGGCAAAAGCGGAUGCGAUUUUGACUAACACCGUACCUCAUUUUCUACAUAGCUUAUUGAACCCAACUGAAACAACAAAGGAUUUCAGCGCCGCGUAUAUCGGCCUAACCAUCGAACGAUUCAUCUUGUUUCCUCCACGAAAUUUCGAUGACGAGGUGAAAAGCAGACUCGUCCAGGCAGCAACCAUGCGCUAUCGGAACCAAGCCCUCGAAUUGCCCUUGGACGUGUUCAACGCAUUACAAAUGUUUGACCUUGGCAGUUCUCGAAUGGCUGUUAUUCGGCAGCUACAUUCUAGAGGGCCCAAAGCAACAGCAUCUUUGGAAGCCGUCAACGAAGUUAUGGCGUCUUGUGGAUCUGAGAGCUGGGGCGAAGAACACGUUGGAAAUGCCCUGGUUUUCAUGCUUCUAUCGCAAUAUGGACAAUCAUAUUCCUUGGAAAAAUUUUUACGAGCGGUCAAAUCGCAUUACUCCGAUAAAGCCAUCAAUUGGUCACUGGUCUUCCGGGUCUUUGAUCGCGAGUCAUUGAGAAUCACGCCUGGCCAAUUCAACAAGCUUUACUCUGCAUUGCUAAGCAUCGCAGGUGAUGACACUAGUCUCGAUGUCCAGAGAUUAUGGGGUGGCGACUGGAAGAACAGGCAAACUCAGAUCUCGUUUCUUACGGCUUACCUCAAUUCGCGCAUUGAUCCGUCUCAAAUCCCCAAUUUCCGUGCAUCGUUUCCACAGGACUUGUUUGAGGAUGCUCCUGAUGCUGUUCGUAUGCAGGCAGAGCUUGCCGAAAAGUCACCGAUCCGGUCCGUCGAUGCCAUCAAGGCGAUCUUUGAUCUAGCCUUGUUCUCUCAGGCUUCUUGGAAUUCUCCAGAAAGCGCCCCAUUGAUAAAGAUCGUCCUAUCCCAGGACUUGCCAGUAUUUUUGCUCUCCGCCCUGGCAGUUCCUCAACCGUGGACGGCUAUCCAGCAAAGCCUUGUGCUGCGUACACUAGCCUUUUUCAUACUCAGACAAGAGGAAGGUUACCAACUUGCUUUGUACGGUGUAUGGAAGCAAGAUCGGCAAUGGCUUGCAGAGCAACUUUUCACUAUGUUCACACAAGAUCCGACAUCGACCGCGGCUAUCUACGAAAAUGCCGUCGAAUAUGGAUGGUUGGAAUAUCUUUUGAGUUUUGCAAAUGGCCUUGCCCUCGACCUUGCCUCCCUAGCUCAUCGUAAGGGCGAUUUCGAUCUCGAAGCAUGGGUGAGAAGCGCAGCUCAAAAGGGACAGAUGGAUAUGGGUAGUCUGCUCUCGAAAUUUCUUCGCAUCAAGGCCGAGGACGAACUUCAAGCACAUCGGCCAGAGCAAGCUGCUCCACAGAUGGUCAGCCUUGCUGUGAAGACAGUCUAUACAUUACUCACAAUAUUGGAAGAGUACGUCGGAGACCGUGAGAACUUGACGCCUGUUCAACGUAUUUGUGUUCAAACGUAUCCCCGGCUUAUCAAUUACGGGGAAGGGUUUGAUGACAUCAUUGAUGCCAAUGGUGAGAAAAGCAACGCCAUUCCCAAAGCCAUUGAUGAGAAAAUGCAGGAACUGUUUGGCCGGAUGUACCACGAGGAGCUUUCGCUUCGCGAAAUGCUUGAACUCAUGCGACGGUACAAGACAUCAAGAGACCCAGCAGAGCAAGAUCUUUUCACGUGCAUGGUUCAUGGUCUGAUCGACGAGUACCAUUGUUACCACGAAUAUCCAUUGGAGGCCUUGACCAAGACUGCAGUCAUGUUUGGAGGAAUCAUUAAUUUCCGGCUGAUUGAUGGCAUUCCUCUCAAGGUUGGACUGGGUAUGAUCCUAGAGGCUGUUCGUGAUCAUCAGCCACAUGAUCCUAUGUAUAAGUUUGGUGUGGAGGCGAUCGAACAACUAGUGAGUCGAUUGCCGGAAUGGGUCGGAUUCUGUCACCUACUUCUACAGAUUCCAAGUCUUCAUGGAACCCCUAUCUCUCAAAAAGCCGAGGAAGUCUUGAUGGAGCAAGGCCACCAACCAGCAAAUGAUACCGGCCCGGCUAGAGUCAACGGUGAUGGUGCCACCAAUGGUGACCUGGAAGAUACCGACUCCUCUCGUGUGUUCCGCUCGUUGCAUGUCGGCCCACCGUUGCGCCCUGAAAUCUACGAAGACCCCGAUGAGGAAGUACAAGACAAGAUCUUGUUUGUUCUGAAUAACGUCUCAGAACAAAACAUUGAAGACAAAUUGCGAGAUUUGAGAGAUGUGCUAAGAGACGAACAUUAUCAGUGGUUCGCUGCGUAUCUUGUUGAACAGCGGGCAAAGCUACAACCGAAUUUUCAGCAGCUGUACCUUGACCUUCUAGAACUCAUCGGCAACCGAACGCUCUGGGCAGAAGUCCUUCGCGAAACCUAUGUUAGCUCUAUACGUUUGUUGAAUGCAGAAACUACUGUGAACUCGUCAACCGAACGUAGCCAUUUGAAGAAUCUUGGUGCUUGGUUAGGUUUAUUGACUAUUGCCAAAGACAAGCCUAUCAAGCACAAAAACAUCUACUUCAAAGGACUGCUUAUGGAAGGCUACGACAACCAGCGUCUGAUGGUCGUUAUCCCCUUCACUUGCAAGGUCCUGCUCCAAGCCGUCAAAUCAACAGUCUUCAAACCACCAAAUCCAUGGCUGAUGGACAUUAUCGGCCUCUUGAUAGAGCUAUAUCAUUAUGCAGAGCUGAAGCUUAACCUCAAGUUUGAGAUCGAAGUACUUUGCAAAGACCUCGAUCUAGACCAUAAGUCCAUUGAACCUGCCUCCGAUAUCCGGGAUCGCUCACAGCAAGGCGAAGAAGUCAUAUCAGCAGCUAACAUACCAGAAGGAUUGGAAGUGUUCGAGGAUAUGACUUUAGCUGGCAUCAACCCAGCGAUUAGAACUGAGCGGUUGUCCCCUGCUGCUAUUUUGUCAAGCCUCCCUAGCUUGGACAAGAUUUUGGUAUUCCCAUCUUCCGCGAGCAGUAUGGUCGACCCCAGCAUUCUGCGCCAGAUUGUACAUACUGCCGUCGAGCGUGCUAUUGCUGAAAUCAUUGCACCGGUUGUUGAACGCUCAAUCGCUAUCGCCUCGAUAUCUACGGUCCAGCUCAUCUCAAAGGACUAUGCAAUGGAACCAGAUGAAGAGAAGGUACGACAUGCCGCGAGAACAAUGGUACGCCAGCUCGCAGGUAGCUUGGCUCUUGUAACAUGCAAAGAACCCCUCAAAAUGAGUAUGACGAACUACAUCCGCAUGAUCCAACAGGAAUAUUCUGAACAACCCAUGCCCGAAGGUCUCAUUCUGAUGUGUGUCAAUGACAACCUUGAUGCUGCAUGCGGUAUUGUCGAGAAGGCUGCUGAGGAAAAGUCCGUACCUGAGAUUGAAAAGAUUAUCGAGCCACAGCUAGAGGCACGCCGUCGUCACAAAGCCGCCAGACCCAAUGACCCUUUCAUUGAUCCUUCUUCAAUGAAUCGAUGGGGAAUGCUAAUCCCUGAGCCCUACCGUCAGAUCCCUGGUGGAUUGAACAAAGAGCAACUGGCUAUCUACGAAGACUUCGCUCGACAGACUAAAGGACCAGCUUCGAGCCACCUGCAAAACGCAUCGACCGAUUCUGGCCGACAGUUACCUGAUGUUCUUCAGGAAUCUUACCCAGCAAUUCCCAACCUCUCCACUCCCGCAGAGCCACCGGCAGUACCUCAUCAAGCGACACAGCCUCAACAAGAUAGUCGCCUACCACAACCCUCUGCAGUUGGCGCGCAAUCUCAAUUGAAUGGUUUCCUCGACAGUCAGAAUCCUCGUGAAAAGGUGGAAAUUCUCAUCACGGGUCUCCAACAGGAUGCUCGAAGCGCUUCAGAGGAACACAUCAAGGAUUUGGGCCGAGACAGUCCUGUCAUUCAAGAUUACAACCAGAUCUUGCGCACGAUCAUAAGUUCCCCCAGUGGCGAAGAUUUCGCCAGGUUGACAUGUCUGAAGAUUUGCACCAGUCUCUACUCACAGACAGAGAGUCCCCUUGAGAUUGAGGUUCUCGUUAGCUUGCUUGCCAAGAUUUGUGACAUGUCCUCGAUUGUGGCAAGAUAUACUUGGGCCAUUCUCUCGGAUGUUGAUGACGAGCACAUGUUUAACGUCCCAAUCACCGUUGCUCUUAUCGAUGCCGGAUUACUCGAUCUUCGACGCGUGGAUAUGUUGCUUAACAAACUAAUUCUUCAGAAGAAUAACAGUGCCUUGGAUCUGCUGGCAAGCUUGAUGGAUCGUGUUUUAUUUAACGAUGAACCAUCAGCCUUGAGAUCAGACUUCUCCGGCAGUCUUGAAGCAAUGAACCAGUGGCUUGUCGAAGAGCCAGACCUUGCGGUUGCUGUUGACAUUAUUCGCAAGCUACGUGAGUCUGGAGUUUCAGAGGUCGUGAACCCUUACUUGAGUGACAAGGCGAGAGCCAAGCGUGACCAGAUGGAGUAUAUCUUUAGCGAGUGGAUUGGCGUCUAUAAAUUUGCUGGUGCUACAGAUCGCACCUUCCAGUCAUUCCUCAAGGAUCUGCAUAACAGACAAGUGAUGAACAGCCAAGAAGACUCGGCACUGUUCUUCAGAUUGAGCGUGGACAUCUCAGUGGCGAUGUUUGAACACGAGUCUCAAAACCCCAACGGCAGUCUUGAUGAGGCAUUCCUAUAUAUUGACGCUCUUGCCAAGCUAGUUAUACUACUUGUUAAAUUCCAGGGCGAAACCACUGGUGCAGUCAAGGGUUCCAAGCCAGCCUACCUUGAUUCGGUUCUGUCUUUGUUGGUGCUGGUUCUCAAUCACCACCAAGUCAUGCGGGGCGACGCUUUCAACCAGCGAGUCUUCUUCAGGCUCUUUUCAAGCAUUCUCUGUGAAUAUUCUCUCUCUGGUCUUCAUAUGAGUGAUCAGCACCAGGAGAUGAUGUUCGCGUUUGCUAGUCGAUUCCUGUCCCUCCAGCCAAAGUAUGUACCAACCUUUGUGUAUGGUUGGUUGUCUCUUGUCUCCCACCGUGUGUUUAUGUCAGGCAUGUUGAACAUGCGUGAUGAAGCGGGCUGGGCACCAUACUGUGAAAUUAUGCAGGUUCUCCUAUCCUAUAUGGGCGAACAGCUGAAGCCAGGAAACAUCUCUUAUGUUGCCAAGGACCUCUACAAGGGCGUGCUGAGAAUUCUCCUCAUACUACACCACGACUUUCCAGAAUUCGUAGCAGAAAAUCACUUCCAAUUCUGCAACGUGAUCCCCGCUCACUGCGCUCAGUUGCGCAAUCUUAUUCUCAGCGCCUACCCAUCGUCUUUCCAUAAGCUUCCAGAUCCAUUCCGCGAAGGACUAAAGCUGGACCGACUUCAGGAAAUGCGGGAAGCUCCAAAGAUCACAGGCGAUAUCGUUACGCCUCUGCAACAGGCAAAUCUCAAGAACGUCCUUGACACAUCAUUCCAGAGCAAUGUGGUAAACGAUAGUACCAUUCAAGCGAUCUGCGAUGCCCUGUACAAAAUAGCCGAUAAGGAGACAGGUCUUUUCAUGACCCCCAUCCAUGUUGAUGUUGUUUUGAUCAACGCAUUGGUUCUCUACAUUGGUGAACAGGCUGUAGCAUCUGGCGGAUUGAAAGGGAACACACGUGCUGCCUUCGAGGAGUCUCCUCACUCUAUGCUACUCGAUAAGCUAGCCAAGGUCCUCGGUCCAGAGGCUCGGUACUACCUGCUCAGCGCGAUGGCAAAUCAGCUGCGAUAUCCCAAUAGCCACACUUAUUACUUCAGCUUUGCGAUUCUCCAGCUAUUCGGAAUCGACUACGCUGAACAACAGGAGUCUGAUAUUCGUCAGCAGAUCAUUCGUGUUCUGCUAGAACGGCUGAUUGUUCACCGGCCACACCCUUGGGGUCUGAUCAUUACUCUCCAGGAACUGCUCCAGAACCGCAGCUACACAUUCUUCAGACUGCCCUUCAUCCAAGCAGCACCAGAGAUUGGCCGUCUCUUCGACGCUCUUCUUCAACAUAUACAACAGCAGAGCCCUCGCGUUCUAUCUUAA
Molecule: messenger RNA, 6939 nt
Organism: Talaromyces amestolkiae
Lineage: Eukaryota; Fungi; Ascomycota; Eurotiomycetes; Eurotiales; Trichocomaceae
Exons: 5
Coding region: 1-6939 (2312 amino acids)
Biological process (GO): nuclear-transcribed mRNA catabolic process, deadenylation-dependent decay
Cellular component (GO): P-body; CCR4-NOT core complex
Molecular function (GO): molecular adaptor activity
Source: RefSeq, a predicted model, not a curated record